Messenger RNA from Ceratotherium simum simum (southern white rhinoceros), 523 nucleotides. RefSeq names its product gametocyte specific factor 1 like (gene GTSF1L). The record is from RefSeq and is a predicted model, not a curated record. Lineage: Eukaryota; Metazoa; Chordata; Mammalia; Perissodactyla; Rhinocerotidae.
CGCUGGGGCAGAAGACAGCUCCCUCCUUCUCACCAAAGGGCUUUUCCACGAGGGGUAUUACAUUUUGACUCUGGGCGGUGAGCUACUCUGCUUCAAGAACAAUUUCUCAUGGAGUCAGAAGCCUUAGAAAUUUGCCCUUACAACCCUCGCCACCGAAUCCCACUCAGCAGAUUUCAGUACCACCUGGCAUCAUGCAGGAGAAAGAACCCCAAGAAAGCCAAACAGACUGCCAGCUGCAAAUACAACGCCUGCCACGUGGUCCCCAUCAGGAAGCUGGAGGAGCACGAGGCUGCCUGUGUCGACAGGAGCACGGCGGAGGAGGAGGGCAGCGUGAGCCCUCUGAAAGUUAGCCUCCCAAGUCCAGAGCAGAACAGAAACACCCCUCUGGUGUCCCCCUGGCUCCCCAGCGCUGAGGUCUGGAACGUCGAUGGUCCUAACUGCCACCCCAUGUUUAUCCUUACGACUUUUGCUCCCCAAUAGCUUGCUUGUGAGAGCGACGGAAGAGAGACAGAGAGAGAGGACC